Ectocarpus siliculosus is the source of this 2205-nucleotide messenger RNA. The record is from the annotation of a GenBank genome assembly. Lineage: Eukaryota; Phaeophyceae; Ectocarpales; Ectocarpaceae.
AUGUCGUCGCUCUCCAACGGAAGACUCAAAGCUCCCAGCGUCUCGGCCGGGAUCACGGUGAACGUGGCCGAGCUCGUAGAGGCGUUUCCCAACUACCAGGAACCGGACCGUGUGCAGCGUGAUGUGCUGGAGCUCUCCAAGAGCUGCAAGACCCUGGUCCCCAAGCGAGGGAGCGUGGAUUUGGAAUCUGGGCGAACGGAGCUGUUGACGCUACACGGGACGUUUCCCAUGGUGUUCCGCAACGCGCAGUACUUCACCCCUGUGCAGAUCUACAUCACGGAGAGCUACCCUGCUUCUCCCCCGGUUUGCUACAUCAUACCCACUCCUGGUAUGUCCUUGAGAGCUGGCCAUCAAAGUGUCGACGAAACCGGCUUAGUCUCCCUGCCCUACUUGCAAGGCUGGAGCGCCGCUCACAACCUGGUGGAGUUAGUGGGCACCAUGUCGACCGUUUUUGGAGCGCAACCCCCGCUCUUCGCCACCCCCUCGCCCAGUUCCUCGACUCCCACCAAGACCACAAAGGCUUCUGGUGCUUCCGGAAAACAAGGCACCUUGCAAGUGGUGUGCCCCAACUACGGAAGAACGGGCACCAAGUCAUUGAAAGCAGCCCUAGAGAUCCUAGGGUUCGGGCCGUGUUACCAUAUGGUCAGCAUAGUUGAGAGCCACCUGAAGAAUCACCCACAGCUGUGGGUGGAUGGGUUCCAGGGCCGCGGGCUCGACGUCAACAAAAUAUUGGACGGAUACAAGGCGGUCGUGGAUUGGCCGGCGGCAAGUUUCUACAAGGAGGUCUUGCAAUCGAACCCGGACGCGAAGGUCAUCAUGACCGUGAGGGACCCAGAUGCUUGGUGGAACAGCAUGGUGGCUUCCAUCCACACCAAGAACCCUGUCCUCGGGGGAUGGGGAAUCUUCUUCCUGGAGGUGCUCAAGUCCGACGUCCGUCUGUACAAGCACAUGCUGAGGUACAUGAAGACCCACACGAUGGAAGAAGACGAGGCCAAGGCUGACUACGUCAGGCACAACAAGGAGGUCUUGGCGCACGUCGGUGCUGACAACGGACGCGAGCUGCUCGAGUUCUCGGUGGAGCAGGGGUGGGGGCCGCUCUGCAAGUUCCUCGACGUCUCUGUGCCGGAUGUUCCAUUUCCUAAGGUCAAUUCCAGAGAGGAGCUGAAGAUCAGGUUGAACAGGUUCAACCGCCAUGGGUGGUUGUUGAUGGCGGCGACAGUGACCGUUGCUGGGGCGAGCGUGGCAGCGGCUUCGUUCUUUGGAGGCAAACGCGCGGGCGGUGCGCUUGCCGCUACCGAGGCCUUGGUGUUGACGUCACGAUUCCGCAAGGCUCUCGCCUUGAGACGAACCGACUAGGGAGAGCGAACACGGCGUUCCGUUUCGUGGAGUGCCUCUGGACGCCGGCAUCUACUUUUCUUCUCGGAGCGGGGACGCAGGACUCGGCUGCCACGGCUCCUUCUUCUUCGUAUUGCUGCGUUGCACACGAACACGAUAGUCUCGCCGGCUGCCUUUUCCGUGCCACCAUCAACGCCCAUGCGUCUUGCCGAGACGUGCCGUUCUGAAUGGGUCGCCUUUGCAUGGCUUGCUACCUGACACCACCAGGAUGCGACCAUGGUUGCGGGGAACACGGGCCCACACCACUGCUGCUCCACGUAUUUGCUGCAUCAAGUACGAGCUGCACGCAUUUGACGCGUUGCAAGCAAACAAAAAAGGGCCGUUUCAAGCUAGGGCACAACAAGGCCGCUGUCCUAUCUCGAGCUCUCAUGUCGAUCAUUUCGUAGCCCCGGAUGCGCGGACGUUGUCAAAGUGUGCUGGAUGGGCAGAGGUUGUCGGGUUUCCUAGGGUAAACAGAGCGCAUCACCAGUAAUAUGAAGUCAUGUUGCUUGUCCGAGAGCUGGCGGUGGUUGCUUGAUCCCCACAGAUUGAGUUCGAUUUUACACGGGACGGAUAGGGGAGGAAAACAUUUACCGUGUGGAAAUGUCGGUGUUGCUUUCGUAGUGCUUUGGAGGCUUGGUAGACGGGAGAGACCCGCAACUAACUGCAUUCAGUUGUCAUCUACGCCUUGGUGGUGGCAAGUAAAUACUCUUAAUCUUGCUUGUAUGCAUGCCACCGUUUUUGUCUCGCACUUGAAACUUGGCGGUGUUGGUGAUGUGAAGACUCACAACUCACACGUGGCAAGAAGAAAAAUGUGGACUUUCAAAGCAU